UGCCUCUAUUUAUCACCUCCACAGUUGGUGUUGGAAGUUUGGGGAAACCAUGCUGCCAUGAUUGUCUCGAGAACCGCCCAGUUACGAUGCGCAGAUGGGAUCGACCCAAGGGAGCUAUGCUGUGCCGAUCAGCAUGAUGCGAGGCGAUCCCCGCAUUGUCGGGCAGUCGAGGACCGAAGAGGAAACCUGAGUUGUGAAAAUUAUUUAUGGUUGGGUUGCUAAUCGGAAACCGUUGGUCAAGCAACUUUUAGACUAUGUGCUCCUUUCUUUUGGUUCCAGAGUCUGUACUGUCAGGUCUCCCCUUGCAGAGAGAUUUGACAAGCCAGAGGUGUCUGCAUCAGAGGGCUCAGCGAAACAACCGGCAUUUUAUUCCAAAAUGACAGAGCCAAAAAAGGCCAACGAGGCCAUGCCUCCUGAAAUGGUCGACCUAACGCCAUCAGACUCUGUCCUUUCUCCUUCGGCCACCAGGGUCGAGACGGGAACCGAAGAGAAGCAUGCGACAGUACGGACCACAAGAACCUUGACUGGAAACACUGCAGCAAUGUCUCCAUCCACCACCCGAGAUGAGCCAGUCGCCUUUGAAGAGAUCGCAGCAGCGCCGACCACGGUGGAGUCGCCGCAGCGAGAAGACAUUGAGGAGAUUGUGGAAAAGAUGCGCGACGGGGCCGCGGGCAUCACUCCCGAGAUGCGCGCCAAGGUGGAGGCUUACUAUGGGCGCAAGGCCGAGGAGGAGAACCUUGCCCCGUCGGCCGAUGUCGUGUACAUCCUCGACAAGAUCGCGCUCAUGUCGGAAGAGCAGGCUAUGGAGAUCCUUGUCAAGGCUAUUGACUUUCACAGCAUCGAUCCCAACUUUCCCGGUGCCACCAUGGCAAAGAUCAAGAUGUUGGUUCAGGGGCAAAAGGCUUCAGGGCUAGACCCAGCCGACUAUGAUUUUGACCUCAAGACCGAGGCGGCUAUAAUUCAUUAUCACUCGCCGUACCCCGAGGUCCGCUCAGUCACCAUGCCAGGAGACGACCCAAACACACCCUGCGAAACCUUUAGGGCAUACUUCCUGGGCCUCAUCUUUACCGCUGGCUGCACAGCCAUCAACACCUUCUUCUCCCCACGUCAGCCCAGCAUCGAGAUCAAGGCCCAGGUGAUGCAGCUCCUGCUGGCGCCCUGCGGCAAGUUCAUGGCAAAAGUCUCGCCAGAUUGGGGCUUCACUCUCAGAGGCACCAGGUAUACGCUGAACCCAGGCCCCUGGACCUACAAGGAGCAGGUGCUGGCCACCAUCAUGUUCACCAUCGCCAAUAAUGUGGGCAAUGUGUACUAUGUCUACCUGGUCCAGCGAAUGCCGCAGUAUCUCGGAAACACGUGGGUGACGUUUUCGUACGAGAUAGUAUUGGCGUUGGCCACGCAGUUUUUCGGCCUGGGUUUCGCAGGGCUUCUGCGACGCUUCGUCGUCUACCCAGUGACUGCCAUAUUCCCCAAGGUCUUUCCCGCGCUUGCGUUGAACAGGGCGCUGGUACUUCCAGAGAAGAAGGGCGAGGUCAUCAACGGAUGGAAGGCGUCGCGGUACCGAUUCUUCCUGACGGCAUUCGUGCUCAUGUUUUUCUACUUUUGGAUCCCAAACUACCUCUUCAAGGCGGUCAGGUCCUUCAACUGGAUGACAUGGAUCGCGCCCGAAAACUUUACACUGGGCAUGAUCAGGGGAUUCUGGGGAGGCAUGGGCUUCAACCCGCUGCCGACGUUUGACUACAACGUCGCGGGGAGUUCUAUCCUGGUCACGCCCUGGUUCUCGGCUAUUCAGCAGUACUCCAUGCGCAUUCUCUCGGGGCUGAUCAUCAUUGGGAUGUAUUGGGGGAAUAUGUACUGGUCUGCGUACAUGCCCAUCAAUAGUAACGAGGCUUUUGACAAUACUGGCGUCAAAUACAACGUUACAAGGAUCCUCAAUGACGAUCGCACCUCGAUUAAUCUGGACAAAUACCAAGAGUAUGGCCCACCAUUCUUCUCAGGGGCCAACGUCUUUGGCCAAGGAGCCUGGUUUGCAUGGUAUCCCAUGACUCUCUUUAGCGUGACCAUCCAGUAUUGGGACUCGAUCAAAAGAUCCGGCAUCGACAUGUGGAAAGGAAUCCGACACCGCAAAUCCAUCUACGAGUCGUACGAUGAUCCGCACACGCGUCUCAUGAGUGUGUACCCCGAGGUUCCCGACUGGUGGUUCCUCGCCGUACUACUGAUCUCGUUGGCUCUGGGUAUAAUUGCCCUCCAAGUCUGGCCCGUGUCUUUGCCGGUGUGGUCACUGUUUGCCGUGGUCGGCAUCAGCGCCAUCAUGCUUGUCCCUUCUGUGCUUAUCAUGGCGUCGGCAAACGUGACCAUGGGCUUCAACGUACUAUUCCAGCUCCUAGGCGGCAUCUGGUUCGUCGGAAACCCAGAGGCUCUUAUCCUGGUUGUUGCUUUUGGCCAAAACUUUGACGCCCAGGCCCACGACUACAUCUCGGACCAAAAGAUGGGCCACUACGCCAAGGUGCCACCGCGGGCCGUGUUCCGCGCGCAGAUGAUAGCCGUCUUCAUCAACUGCUUCAUAUUUGUCGGAAUGCUGGACUGGAUGGUGCUGAACUACAACGACGGGACGCUGUGCCAGUGGAACAACUCCCAGCAUUUUGUCUGCACCAACGCCGUGCUCGUCUACGCCUCCUCCAUCGUCUACGGCGCCUUUGGAGUCCGCAACAUGUUUGAGCUGUACCCAGUCCUCCUUUACUGCUUCCUGAUCGGCGCUCUGGUCGGGAUCGUCUGGGGCGUCGGGAGGAGGUUCGGUGGCCGGUUGCGCUCGUACCUGCAGCGCUCCUCAUCCGAGCGCCGCUUCCACUCCCUCGACAGGUGGGUGCUGGGCCCGGCCUCGCACCUCUACUGGUUCGAUCCGGCCGUGGCAUGGGCGGGGGCUCUGAACUGGACCGGCGGCAACAACCUGUCGUAUGCGACCGUCGGCAUCUACCUGAGCUUCUUCUUCAUGUACCACGUCAAACGGCACUACGGCGCAUGGUGGGAAAAGUACAACUACCUGCUCGAGGCAGGGUUCGGCGUGGGGAUCGCCAUCAGCGCCACGAUCCAGACCUUUGGGCUGGUGAUGACCAGGACGGAGCUGCCGUGGUGGGGAAACACGGUCACCAUGGCGGGCGUCGACUAUCGUGCUUAUAAUCAAAACGCUACGCUGCUGCCGCUGCCCGAGGCUGGGUUCUUUGGGCCGACUUCGGAUCAAUACCCGAUGAGAUUUUCCUAGGGGGAUGUCUGAGGGAUGAGCGGAGAUGUGCCUCCAUGGCGGGGGUUCUGGUGUUCGAGUGGAGAUAGUAAUACAUUUAUCAUCAUCAGAGCUACUGCUCUACUUGCGGUUAGCUUUCCCUUUCCUGCACUGCUACGACGCCCAAGGGAGAACGGUGACGAUGCAGUUCUUGACAAAACAAGUACCAAACGCAACCGCGAUGAGCCCCAGCGCGGCGAAAGGCCCCAGGAUGGCAAAAAUGGUGAGCCCAUACGAGGCCGACUGGA
Molecule: messenger RNA, 3522 nt
Organism: Pyricularia oryzae 70-15
Lineage: Eukaryota; Fungi; Ascomycota; Sordariomycetes; Magnaporthales; Pyriculariaceae
Product: oligopeptide transporter 2
Exons: 3
Coding region: 377-3256 (959 amino acids)
Biological process (GO): transmembrane transport
Molecular function (GO): oligopeptide transmembrane transporter activity
Source: RefSeq, a predicted model, not a curated record